GUCGCUCGUGUCUGUUUUCGUUUAUUUGGCCCUCUUUUUUCGAUCCGCCACUGUUCGUCCAGAGAGGAGAACCAAAGGAGAAGCAAAACCCUAGCUUUUUCUUCUUCGUUCCCCUCACCGAGAGACCAAGAAUGGCCGACGGAUACUGGAGGUACAGCGACCCGCGCCACCAGGCGGCGGCCAUGGCCGCUCCCGCGGCUCCCCUGAAGCGCGCCCGCCCCGAUUACGCCGAUAUACCUGGUGGCCCGGAAAUGCUUGGUUAUUAUUCUCGUGAUGAAGAAAGGACAGGGCACCGUGCAAUCAGAGAUACUGAAUCAAUUGCAGCUUCCUAUGAUCGUUACUUACGCAAUGGGGUUUCUUCUUUUGGUGCGGGAGAAUCAGUCAGGACUGUGGCUGGAGGAAUGACUAGUCAUCCUGUCGAUGAUCGGCGCAUGAUGGGUGUUGGGGGAAUGGAUGGCCGGAGUGUUGGAUAUGGUGGUGGAAGGCCUGAACCUCCUCUUGGGGGAAUGGAUGGCCGGAGUGUUGGAUAUGGUGGUGGAAGGCCUGAACCUCCUCUUCCUCAAGAUGCCUCAAACACAUUAUUUGUGGAGGGCCUUCCUGCAAACUGCACCCGCAGGGAAGUCUCUCAUAUUUUCCGUCCCUUUGUAGGUUUUCGAGAGGUGAGACUCGUAAACAAGGAAUCAAGACAUCCUGGAGGAGAUCCACUUGUCUUAUGCUUUGUUGAUUUCUCCACCCCUGCCCAAGCUGCAGUUGCUUUGGAUGCAUUGCAAGGCAAUUUGAUAUAUUUGGCAUGGAGAAUGGGCUUGUUAAUAGGAUCAGUCUCCACCAACCAUGAUUUACUCUUGCUUGACAUUGGCCUCAUCAAUUGACUAAAGAGUAAUGCCAUCUUCGCAGCGACACCAAUCGACCAUGCUUGUAUGUAAUCUACGGGCCCAAAAGUAAAUGAAGAUGAGGUGUUAAAAAGCAUGGUCCUUACAGGAGCACCAAGACGUUCUUCUAUCGAAGUUAUUGGGUCGGUAGAGUUACUGCUAGUGCCGUGGAUUCGAAUAUUUUAUAGCUCAAUGUUCUCUACCUGGACACAAUCAUGAGUAGGAAUGAAAAUAGUUUUCCUUCCAAGCCAUGUUCUUUCAGCCAGGUUCGUGAUUUGGUAGAGUUUCUGCUAGUCUUGUAAGCUUUGAACAUCUUAUAGCUUAAUAUGCUCGACUUGAACAUGAUCACGAGCAAGCAUUGAGCAAGCAUGUAUACAUGCUUUCUGGGAAUUUGAAAUAUAUUAAAUUGUAACCUCUGAG
Molecule: messenger RNA, 1289 nt
Organism: Phoenix dactylifera (date palm)
Lineage: Eukaryota; Viridiplantae; Streptophyta; Magnoliopsida; Arecales; Arecaceae
Source: RefSeq, a predicted model, not a curated record